Oncorhynchus masou masou (cherry salmon) is the source of this 6815-nucleotide messenger RNA. Its product is annotated as integrin alpha-7-like. Gene Ontology annotation, cellular component: external side of plasma membrane; integrin complex. The record is from RefSeq and is a predicted model, not a curated record. Gene Ontology annotation, molecular function: integrin binding. Lineage: Eukaryota; Metazoa; Chordata; Actinopteri; Salmoniformes; Salmonidae. Gene Ontology annotation, biological process: cell adhesion mediated by integrin; leukocyte migration; cell-matrix adhesion.
CACACACACACACACACACACACACACACACACUCACACACGCGCACGCUACAGUAGCUCGGACAGAGCCACUUUUUCUCAGGCUGCUCCACAGACAGACAGCAGAAAACGGAGGAGGAGAGCGAGAAGGGAAAUGUACUGAUCCAGGAGAUUCAAACAGCAGAAACCCAUCCUGUCUUUGCUGUUCAUCAAUUUAAACACAAUAAUUAUACAACUCUUCAUUAAUCUGUAACUGAACUGGGACCUUUUCUGCUCUGCUGAGGGACCUGCUCUGCUCUGCUGAGAGACCUGCUCUGCUCUGCUGAGAGACCUGCUCUGCUGAGAAACCUGCUCUGCUGAGGAACCUGCUCUGCUGAGAGACCUGCUCUGCUGAGGAACCUGCUCUGCUGAGAGACCUGCUCUGCUGAGGAACCUGCUCUGCUGAGGAACCUGCUCAUUCUCCAGGACUAUGGCACCACACGUGGUACACGGAGUCUCUCUUUCACAGCCCUGGUGUCUUCCUCUCCUUUUGCUCCUUCUCUCCCUGUAUUCCCUGACAGUCACAGGGUUCAACCUGGAUACUAGCAUGACUCUGAUCAAGGAGGGGGAGAAAGGGAGCUUUUUUGGAUUUUCUGUAGCACUUCACCAGCAACUCACCCCAGAACCACACAGUUGGAUACUGGUGGGGGCUCCCCGGGACAGAGGACUGGGCCUCAUGGGGAAACAGCGUACUGGCGCCCUGUACCGCUGUCCAAUCACAGGCGAGGAGUUUGACUGCGAGCGCGUGGACAUCGAUGGAGAGGUAAACCUCGACAGGGAGAGCAAGGACAACCAGUGGCUCGGAGUGACAGUCAAAAGCCAGGGGAUUGGAGGAAAGGUGGUGACCUGUGCCCACCUGUAUGAGCUGCGUCAGCGUGUGGGUCUGCCGUCUGAGACACGUGACCCUGUCGGGCGUUGUUAUGUCCUGAGUGAGGACCUGACAGAGAGGGGCGACCUGGACGGAGGGGAGUGGAAGUUCUGCGAGGGGCGACCCCAGGGACACGAACAGUUUGGCUUCUGUCAGCAGGGCCUGUCUGCCGCCUUCACACCAGACAACAACUUCAUCAUGUUCGGCGCUCCAGGAACGUACAACUGGAAAGGAGAGAUGCGUGUCCAGCUGCUAAACCAGACACUGUUGGAUCUUGGUUUCUAUGACGACGGGCCUUAUGAGGUGGCGGAUGAGAAACAGCUGAAUGCUCAGCUGAUCCCAGUUCCCUACCAUAGUUACCUGGGUUUCUCGGUGGACUCUGCUAACGACAUAACGAGCCAUGGGGAGCUGACCUUCGUGGCGGGGGCUCCGCGAGCCAAUCACACGGGAGCGGUUGUGCUACUGCGUAAAGACAACGUGUACCGCCUGGUGCCACAGCACAUCCUGUGGGGAGAGGAGCUGGGUUCUUCCUUUGGGUACUCUGUGGCCACGGCUGAUCUCAACAGUGAUGGCUGGACAGACCUGAUAGUGGGAGCCCCCAACUAUUUUGACAGGAAGACAGAGAUCGGAGGUGCUGUGUACAUCUUCCUCAACCGAUUCGGUAACUGGGAGUACGCUCAGCCAAUCAGGCUCAACGGAACUCAUGACUCCAUGUUUGGACUGACCGUCAACAAUGUGGGAGACCUGGACCGGGACGGAUAUGAUGACAUCGCUGUGGGGGCUCCUAUGUUCGAUGGAGAUGGGAAAGUGUUCAUCUACCGAGGCUCGUCCUCGGGCAUCGACACCAAGCCUGCACAGAUCCUGGAAGGGGUGAACGAGGGGGUGAAACGGUUUGGCUACUCCAUCUCAGGCGGCCUGGACAUCGAUGGGAACCUGUACCCUGACCUGGCAGUAGGCUCUCUCGGCGAUAAGAUGGUUCUGUAUCGGUCUCGCCCGGUCAUUCACGUGACCCGGGAUGUAUCCAUCGAACCUCAGCACUAUAUUGACUUGGAGCAACACAACUGCAAGGGGAGAGAUGGAGUGGAGAAUAUCCGUGACAAGCUGCGUCCCAUCGCCCUGGCCAUCACCCACACUAUCAGACCCCCCAUGUUGUCCUCAGACACUAACCCAGAGGAACAACUGCCUCCUGUACUGGGUGUUGCCACCUCCAACACCCUGCACUCUGAGGUGAAUUUCCUGAGGGAAGGCUGUGGUGAUGAUAAUAUCUGUCAGAGCAACCUGAAGUUGACCUACCAGUUUGGAACCCGACCUAUAACCUCUGACCUCUUCACCCCUCUGCCAAAAGAUGAUGAGGAGGUGUCCGUUUUCUCUCUGUCUGACCAGAGGUCCGUGGUGAUGGAGGUGACCGUCACCAACAUGCCCUCUGUACCUCUGCACCCUGAGAAGGACGGUGACGAUGCCCAUGCCGCCCAGCUACUGGUGACCCUGCCAGACACCCUGUCCUACUCUGGCUUCAGGGGACAACAGGUGGUGUGUCAGGCCAAUCAGAAUGGCUCUCAGGCAGAGUGUGAGCUGGGAAACCCCCUGAAGAGAGAUUCUAUCCUGAAGUUCUACAUCAUCCUCAGCACCUCUGCUAUCACCAUAGAGACCACGGAACUCACUGUCAACCUCCUGCUGGCUACUAUCAGUGAGCAGCCAGACCUGGCCCCAGUCACAGCCGUGGCUAAAGUCGUCAUAGAGCUCCCUCUGGCUGUCAGCGGGGUGUCCCGGCCACACCAGCUGUUCUUCAGUGGGGCUGUGAAGGGGGAGAGUGCUAUGGAGACUCUGGACGACGUGGGCAGCCCUCUGGAGUUUGAGUUUACGGUGACCAACACUGGGCCGUCCCUGCAGACUCUAGGCUCUGCCUUCCUCAACAUAAUGUGGCCUCAUGAGCUGUCCAAUGGGAAGUGGCUCCUGUACCCCACCGCUUUUCACUUCAAGGGCCAUCCAGAAACCCACUGUAGACUCCACACCUCCCUCAACCCACGGAAGUUGUCCCACAGCUCUCCUUCUGAAGACCAGCCACAGGCUUCAUUCAGGAGGAAGGGGCGAUCCCACCCGGAAGAGGAGGGGCAUGUGAUGACCAAGGGCAGUCUGGGUAGGACCACGCCCGCUGUGGCUGCCUCCGAGAGACGGAAGUCACUCAAACUGGACUGUCUGCUGGGUUCAGCGCGUUGCGUCCUGUACCAGUGUCCUCUCCUCAGCUUCUCUGGCUCUGCUGUCCUCAUCACUAGUCUCCCCCCCCUGUCUGACUGUCUGCUGGGUUCAGCGCGUUGCGUCCUGUACCAGUGUCCUCUCCUCAGCUUCUCUGGCUCUGCUGUCCUCAAGAUCCAGGGACGCCUUUGGAACAGCACCUUCCUGGAGGAGUUCCCAUCAGUCAGUGCUCUGGAGCUGCUGGUAAGAGCCAACAUCACAGUCAAGUCGAGCAUCAAACACCUGGUGCUGAGGGAUGCUGCCGCACAGGUCCCAGUGAUGAUUUACCCAGAGGUUGGUCUGACUGCCCAGUACUGGAUCCCCUGGUGGUGGAUUCUCAUAGCCAUCCUGGCUGGUAUCCUGGUGCUGUCUCUGCUGGUCUGCAUCCUCUGGAAGGGUGGUUUCUUCCGUCGGGUCCAGUAUGAAGACCAAGUGCCUCAGUACCAUGCGGUGAAGAUUCCCCAUCAGGACCUGCCCCAGUUCCAUGAGAGCCAGAAGGCAGGGGUCCUCCACAAGAAAGAGUGGACGACACACUGGAGCGACGGAAACUCCUGAUCGACAACAACAACAAAAACAACAACAACAACAAGGAAUUGAAUAAUAACAAACCAACCCCCCCGAUUCAAUAACUUAGCACUCACUAACUCUGCGGCGUAAUAAAUGUGUGCACGCAGACUGGCUGUGACACAUUUGGGGCUACGUCCUCAUUCUUCACCCUGCUUCUGAAGUGGACUUAUUAAUGCUGACUACUCUCUCCUACAUAUUUAUAUGGACAGUGAUGCUGACUUUCUACAUCGUCUCUAUAGUCCAGCAUUUUGGAUUUGAGAUCAAAUGUUCCGUAUGAGGUGAUAAUGUCAUCUUUCACUUGAGGGUAUUAUUUAUACAUAUCUGAUUUGCCAUUUAGAAAUGAAAGCACUUUAUAGAUCUAGUCCCCCUCAUUUGAAGAUGUCUUAAGUAUUUGGACAAAUUUCACUUAUAGCGUCAAAUGUAGUAUUUGGUCCCAUAUUACUAAGCACACAAUGACGACAUCAAGCUUGUGACAAUCCAAACUUGUUGGAUGCGUUAGAUGGUUCUAAAUACUUCUACAUGAAUGUGGAUGCUAACAUGAUUAUGGAUAAUCUUGAAUCAUGAAAGACGAUGAGUGAGAAAGUUACAGAGGGUCAAAGAUCUUUCCGCCAAGACAUGCUAACCUCUAUUGUUAUUGGUAAUGUUGAGAGGUUAGCAUGCUAACCUCCAUUGUUAUUGGUAAUGUUGAGAGGUUAGCAUGCUAACCUCCAUUGUUAUUGAUAAUGUUGAGAUGUUAGCAUGCUAACCUCCAUUGUCAUUGGUAAUGUUGAGAGGUUAGCAUGCUAACCUCCUUUGUUAUUGGUAAUGUUGAGAGGUUAGCAUGCUAACCUCCCUUGUUAUUGGUAAUGUUGAGAGGUUAGCAUGCUUUGCUGUAGCUUCUAUAACUUUUCUCACUCAUCAUUAUUCACAAUUCAUUCAUGAUUUUUCUUAAUCAUGGCAUUAUCAGGAUUGAAAUAGAACUGUUCACAAACAUCUUAUCUACUCACUUAGAUGGAAUAUCACUCUGAUCACCAUUCGGUUCCUAUUGGGCAAAACCCAAAACCCAACCAAAACAAACUAUGACCGCAUCCAAGAAGUGUAUAGAGUCACAAGCUUGACGUAGUCGUUGUAUGCUAGAAAUAUGGGAGCAAAUACUCAACUUUUGAUUACUUUAGUACACUGUAAGUACAAAUUUGUCCAAAUACUGAAAUCAGAUAUGAAAAUACCCUCAAUUAAAAGGCGACAUUCUGUCUGUCAUCUCAUAAGGGGCGGCAGGGUAGCCUAGUGGUUAGAGUGGAAGGGCGGCAGGGUAGCCUAGUGGUUAGAGUGGAAGGGCGGCAGGGUAGCCUAGUGGUUAGAGUGGAGGGGCGGCAGGGUAGCCUAGUGGUUAGAGUGGAGGGGCGGCAGGGUAGCCUAGUGGUUAGAGUGGAGGGGCGGCAGGGUAGCCUAGUGGUUAGGGCGUUGGACUAGUAAACGGAAGGUUGCAAGUUCAAAACCCAAGCUGACAAGGUACAAAUCUGUCGUUCUGCCACUGAACAGGCAGUUAACCCACUUUUUCUAGGCCGUCAUUGAAAAUAAGAAUUUGUUCUUAACUGACUUGCCUAGUAAAAUAAAGGUAAAUAAAUAUGAACAAUUGAUCUCAAAUCCGAAAUGAUGAAGUAUAGAGCCACAUGUAAAAAUGUUGCAUCACUGUCCAAAUACAUACACUACAUAGUGUACAUCAUUUAUGUCAUGAAAGUCCCGCCUACUUCCUGGAUCAUGUCCCACACGGUUUUUAAAGUGUCAUGAAAACAUGUCAUCUAAAGAUGCACAAUGCAGAAAUCGCUCCGCCAUUUCCUGGUUGCUAAAAUUCUAAUAGUUCACCAGCUUUUCACACUUGGCAUUCUCUCAACCAGUUUCACCUGGAAUGCUUUUCCAACAGUCUUGAAGGAAUUCUCACAUAUGCUGAGCACUUGUUUGCUGCUUUUCCUUCAUUCUGCGGUCCGACUCUUCCCAAACCAACUAAAUUGGGUUUGAGGUCGGGUGAUUGUGGAGGCCAGGUCAUCUGAUGCAGCACUACAUCACUCUCCUUUUUGAUCAAAUAGCCCUUACACAGCUUGGAGAUGUUGGGUCAUUUUUCUGUUGAAAAACAAAUCACUAAGUGCAAACCAGAUGGGAUGGCGUAUCGCUGCAGAAUGCUGUGGUAGCCAUGCUGGUUAAGAGUGCCUUGAAUUCUAAAUAAAUCACUGACAGUGUCACCAACAAGCACCCCCACACCAUCACACCUCCUCCUCCAUGCUUCACGGUGGGAACCACACAUGCGGAGAUCAUCUGUUCACCUACUCUGUGUCUCACAAAGACACGGUGGUUGGAACCAAAAAUCAGUUGUACACAUCAGAUCAAAGGACAGAUUUCCACCGGUCUAAUGUCCAUUGCUCGUGUUUCUUGGCCCAAGCAAGUCUCUUCUUCUCAUUGAUGUCCUUUAGUAGUAGUUUCUUUGCAGCAAUUUGACCAUAAAGGCCUGAUUCACACAGUCACCUCUGAACAGUUGAUGUUGAGGUGUGUCUGUUACUUGAACUCUGUGAAGAAUGAAUUUGAGCUGCAAUUUCUGAGGCUGGUAACACGAAUUAACUUAUUCGCAUGAGAGCCAGUUUCAUCAUAAUGCUUGAUGGUUUUCGCGACUGCACUGAAGAAACUCGAAAAGUUCUUGAAAUUUUCCAAAUUGACUGACCUUCAUGUCUUAAAAUAAUGAUGGACUGUUGUUUCUCUUUGCUUAUUUGAGCUGUUGUUGCCAUAAUAUGGACUUCGUCUUUUACCAAAUAAGGCUAUCUUCUGUGUACUGCCCCCCCCCCACCUUGUCACAGCACAACUGAUUGGCUCAGUUGGAAAGACAUUUCACUAAUGAACUUUUAACAAGGCACACCUGUUAAUUGAAAUACAUUCCGGGUGACUACCUCAUGAACCUGGUUGAGAAAAUGCCAAGAGUGUGCAAAGCUGUCAUCAAGGCAAAGAGUGGCUACUUUGAAGAAUCUCAAAUAUAAAACAUAUUUUGAUUUGUUUAAUACUUUUUUGGUUACUACAUGAUUCCAUGUGUUAUUUCAUAUGUUUGAUGUCUUCACUAUUAUUCUACAAUGUAGAAAAUAGUAAAAAUAAAGAAAAAACCUUGAAUGAG